This is a messenger RNA of Girardinichthys multiradiatus, 4465 nucleotides long. Its product is annotated as toll-like receptor 5. Gene Ontology annotation, cellular component: membrane. Gene Ontology annotation, molecular function: transmembrane signaling receptor activity; protein binding. Bases 277 to 2937 code for a protein of 886 amino acids. Gene Ontology annotation, biological process: toll-like receptor signaling pathway; inflammatory response; immune response. The transcript has 5 exons. The record is from RefSeq and is a predicted model, not a curated record. NCBI's taxonomy places the organism in Eukaryota, Metazoa, Chordata, Actinopteri, Cyprinodontiformes, Goodeidae.
GCCUGCAUGCGGAGGAGGCUCCGGGAGCGGUGAGGAAGUGGGUUCAGACAAAAGGGAAAGCUCCAAGAACAAGACAUGUCCACAAACCAAAAGGAGGAAGGAGAAACUUCUUUGGUCACGUAGGAAAUUGCGAAUUAUGUGUUUUGAAAGAAAAGCAGAAAAUAUGUCUUUCUAAACACAGAGAGAGGCAGAACAUGUCUGGGAAACGAGGCGUUUUAUCGAAGCAGUAAGGAAUGUCCAUAACCGUCUCAUUCAGCAGCAGAGGUCGAGAACAGUAUGUGGCUGCUGGUCCUUCAGCUGGUCUGCACUGGCUUCCAUCUACAGCCAACAACAUGUCACCCAAUAUGCCAGAUGUCGGGACAAAAAGCCGACUGCGCUUCCCGCAACCUCCGCUGGGUCCCAAUUCUGCCUCCCAACAUCACUCACUUAUAUUUGGAUAGAAACUCCAUUCAUGAGAUCAACAGGAAUUCUCUCAGAGACUUGGAGGAACUCCAGGAAUUAGACCUGGGAAGCCAACACGUAGUCCUCACCAUCAGGAACGACUCUUUCCUCAGGCAGAGAAAGUUGACCAUACUGGUUCUCGGAAGUAAUAUCAACCUCAAGCUGGAGCCGCGGGCGUUUGACGGGCUGGUUGGUUUAAUAGACCUCUGGCUGGAUUACUGCAAUUUGAAUGACUCCAUACUGACGGAAAACUAUCUAGAGCCCCUUCUGUCGUUGGAAAGCCUCAACCUCUUCGGGAACAAGAUAGUGAGAAUCCAGCCUGGUCUGUUCUUUUUGAAUCUCACAAGGUUGUCAGUGUUAAUUCUUAAACUGAACUACCUAGAGAAAAUAUGUGAGGGGGACUUUGUUGGCUUCAGAGGGAAAUCAUUUCAGUUCCUGGACUUGGGGUCCAACAGCUUCUUCGGAUCUGAUGUUGACUGGGCGAGAUGUGGAAACCCUUUCAAAGGGAUGUCCUUCAAUGGGCUUGAUAUCUCAGGAAGUGGAAUGAAUUUGGAGAAUUUAAAACAGUUUUUCAGAGCAAUCAGAGGGACUCCAAUUGCUUAUCUUAAAUGUUCUGGAAGUCUUGGAAAAGGCUUUUCCCAUAAAAACAUAGAUGAUCCAGAUAAAGACACAUUUCAAGGCCUUGAGGACAGUUCAGUUGCUAAUGUAGAUCUAUCAGGGAACUGGAUUUUUGCCUUAAAGACUGGAGUCUUUAGGAGUCUGAAAGAUGCGAAGGUUUUGGAUAUUUCCCGGAAUAAACUAAAUCAGAUUGAGGAAAACGCCUUCAUUGGUCUACAGAGGAAUUUACUAAGACUCAACCUGUCAUUCAAUCUGUUGGGAGAAAUACACUCCAACACAUUCAACAGUCUGACAGAACUUCUUAUUUUGGACUUGUCCAGCAACCACAUUGGUGUACUGGGAUACAAGGCCUUCAGUGGUCUUUCCCAGUUACAUCACUUAUAUCUGACAGGAAACUCUUUGCGACAGCUUGGCUCUCCCGCUUUUCUGCCAAACUUAAAUUUCCUCCUUCUUAGAGACAAUAAGUUAAAUUCCCUCAGCAGCAUUUUUACCUUGUGGAACAACAGUGUCUUUUUAGAUAUUUCAGGAAACAGAUUUACAAACUUGGAAGAUGUUUAUGUUGUUUUAACUCAUUUCAAGCGUCUGCUGUACUUUCUUUAUGGGGACAACCCCAUUUUGUGGUGCACAAUAAAUACGGGUGUGUUCAUGCCCCUUGAUAAUAGUUUGGCAGUGUUGGACCUUCAUGGCUGUUCCCUGCAGAUGGCUUGGGUGCAGGGGAAGUGCCUCAAUAUUUUUGAUCAUUUACAGAAUCUGCUUGGUUUAAAUAUCAGCCUCAACUCCCUGAUGGCCCUCCCUCAGGGGAUCUUCAGAGGUCUCACCUCGAUUCAUGAAAUAGAUCUUUCAUCCAAUGCCCUGACCUAUCUGGAGCGCGGUGUUUUACCAGCCAGCCUGAAACGGCUCGACCUCUCAAACAACUUCCUAGUAUCUCCCGAUCCGAUGACUUUCCACUCGCUCAACGUCCUUGACCUGUCAGAAAAUCGGUUCCACUGUGAUUGCACUCUAGAGGGCUUCCUGAAGUGGCUCGACACCACCAAUGUGACCUUCCUGAGCCCAGCUCAGGAGUACAGAUGUGAGUUUCCACCUUCUACCCACAACCUUCCCCUGCUAGAGUUUUCCACCAUCAUGGAGCCAUGUGAGGAUGAGGAAAAAGCUGUUCAGGCUCUUCAGUUGGCUCUUUUCGUCUCCUCUGCCAUCUUCGUCUUCAGCCUUGUAUUCGGUGGGAUUAUGUACGCCCGCCUCCGAGGGCAAAUAUUCAUCUUCUACAAAAAGAUAGUCAACAGUGUUCUAGAGGGCCCCAAACCACCAGCCCACGAAAACGACUGGCAGUACGAUGCCUUCCUGUGCUUCAGCAACAGUGACUACAGGUGGGUUGAGGUUGCCUUGCUGAAGAAGCUGGAUAACCAGUUUUCAGAAGAGAACCUGUUCCACUGUUGCUUCGAAGCCAGAGACUUCCUGCCUGGGGAGGAUCACCUGUCAAACAUCAGGGAUGCCAUCUGGGGCAGCAGGAAGACUUUGUGCGUUGUCUCCAAGGAGUUCCUUAAAGAUGGUUGGUGCUUGGAGGCAUUCACUUUAGCCCAGGGCCGCAUGCUGGAGGAGCUAACCAACGUCUUGGUUAUGUUGGUGGUGGGGCAGGUUGCUCAUUACCAGCUGAUGAAGUGCAAUGCAGUCAGAGCUUUUGUCCAGAGGAGAGAGUACCUCACCUGGCCCGAGGACCCUCAGGACCUGCAGUGGUUCUAUGAACGGCUUGUCUCGCUGAUUCUUAGAGACACCAAGGUGAAGAAGUUUCCUGUGGAAAACCCUAAGCCUGUGAAGCCUGAACGUCGACCUCCUGCUGAGGAGGAGGUUCCGCUUGAGAACAUCAAAGCCGUUGCUAACUGAACUGAACUCAGUCUUCACGGUGAAGAAAAGCCCAAUAAUGUGAACGUAGGUUGUUGGUUUGAUCACAUUGAGGGAGAUAGCAACCUUUGCCAACUUAAACACCCUUUACUUAAUUGAUCAUACCUUCAAAUAAAGCUGAAGAACACAGCAAGGCUUGAGCUCUACAUAUGAAGACCUUUACGUACAUUAAUUUAGCUUCCUUUUGCCUUUUAUCCAACAGCCUUUCUAAGCCAAUGAAGCCCAACUCUACUCACUGUGCAUCGGUUAUAAUCAUUAUUACAUAACUGUGAACGUUUGAAUGUGAUACUGUGACCAGUGCGAUGCACAAUGCUUACUGUGUACUGUGAACACAAUGUUUUAACAUGGUGGUGGGUAUAUCAUGGUAAAGGGUUGUCUGUAGUGCCAAGCAGCCCAUUCCCAGUAAUCAACUAUAGAACCUGUUACAUGUAUAAUUGCUGAAAGACAUUUGUUCUACCCUUUAAAAUCAGCACUCUGUAUACCAGUGAAAUGUAAAUAGAAUCAGAAUCAGAAAAGCUUUAUUGCCGAGUACGUUUUUGGACAUACAAGGAAUUUGUUUUGAUAUUUGUAGAUUUCUGUGAAUCAAUCACGUUUUUUGUGAGUAAAGGUUAGUUUUGUUUGAUUUGACAGGUUUUUUUUUUUUGGAAAACAUUGAAAAAUGAAUGGUAAGAUGAUGACCAAUGUGCUGAAUUAAGAUGACAAUCUGCUGAACAGAUGAAGGUGCUGCAUUCAGGCUGCAGUAGAAAAUGGAAAUUUCUCUAAAUUGGAAUUUAGAUAAAAGCAGGCAGAACAUGGACAACUGGGGGCCUAUGUGUUUUGGGAGGAAGGAAACUGUUCUUUUUCACUAGAUUUGGUGCAUUGCUGUUAUAUAUAGAUAUAUAUAUAUAGAGAGAGAGAUAUUUUGUCAGAUGUUUUCAUUGUGUACCAAAGUUACAUUAUAAGCAUCUUUAGUGAGAAAUACAUAAAGUUUUUGGAAAGCAUAAAUAUUCACAGGAUGGACCUUUCUUUUUACAAAUCUCUACAAUUCCCCUUGGCAUCAGCUUCUGGGCCAAAAUGUUGUCAUAAUUUGAUUUUGAUUAGCCACAGGUUCGCUGCCGGAUUAAAAUCUGGAUGAUUUUCUGACCAUGAAGUCAGAGUUUCAACGGGUUGAUCCCAGAGUCACUUAGUUAUUUUGUUUCGGGUUUUUUAAUCUGGUUCUCUGUUGUGAUCGACAAUGUAUCGACAAAAAAAAAUGAUUUACAUUUAAUUAAACGUGUCUAUAAAUUCUUGAAUUAAACCGUUACAUCUGAAAUUCAAUGUUUAAAAUAAAAUUAAUUUCAUUUUAAAAUCCAAUAAUUAUUAUAGCAUUUAAUGAAUUUUUUGAUAGCUCAUGUCACUGUGUCACCAGUUUAGACCAACUCUAAUGACUACAACAGCAUUAGCCCCGCCCACUGACUUUGUUUGGAAAGGCUGAUGUUCUGCAGCAGGUGAACAUGAAAUGAAUAUUAAAAUGAUAGGAUAUACUAAAGUA